CCCCCCCCCCCGGAAUCCAACAAAUGGCUGAGACUGUUCCCCCCGAAUCACCGGACCCUCAUCACCCCCUUCCCAGUUCUAUUCGGAACCCAGAGACCCCCGAGAGCGGCUGGGACCGGAUCCGGGAGCUUUUCCAGCCCAAUGAGCAGGGGCAGUACCCGGAGGAGGUGGGGUCGGUGCUGAAGAGCGGGCUGACGGGGGCGCUGCUGGGCUGGGUGUAUGGGGGAGUCCCGGCGGCGCGGCACAGUAAGGAGCGCUACAUCCAGCAGAGCCAGGCCGAGAUCUACCAGCACAGAGUGGAGGCCGUGCGAUCGGCUCACAAUGCCGCCCUCCGGGGGUUCAUUCGCUACGGGUGGCGCUGGGGAUGGAGAGUGGCAGCUUUUGUCACCAUCUUUAACUCCGUUAGUACCGGCCUCUCAGUGUAUCGGGACAGGGUUGCACUGGGUCACUACGCGGCAGCUGGGGCUGUCACUGGGGGGCUGUUCCGGCUGAACCUGGGACUCGGUGGCCUAUUGAGUGGGUCGCUUAUUGGAGCAGCCCUGGGUGUCCCGGCCGGCGCCAUGAUCUCUGGGCUGCAGUCUCUUUCCGGGGAGAGUAUCCGCGACAAGAAACGGCGAGAGCGCCAGGAACUGUACGAGAGUAAACUGCAGGAAUGGAGCGCCCGGCUGCAGGUCACAGAGGGGGUUCUACAGGAGAUGGAAGCCGCGCAGCUGGAGCCGGUGGAGCAGCAAGUGGAGAGGAUUCAGGACCUUCUCCAGCAGCCCAGAAACCCAGCAGUGAGCCCCAGCGAGGGGAGGUGAUACCCCAAGAAUGGGAUCCGGCAGCCCGGGAACCUGGCACCCAGGUCUGGGGGGAGGGGGUGAUGCCCCAGGGAAAGGCACCGCUC
Molecule: messenger RNA, 886 nt
Organism: Xenopus tropicalis (tropical clawed frog)
Lineage: Eukaryota; Metazoa; Chordata; Amphibia; Anura; Pipidae
Gene: timmdc1
Product: translocase of inner mitochondrial membrane domain containing 1
Biological process (GO): mitochondrial respiratory chain complex I assembly
Cellular component (GO): membrane
Source: RefSeq, marked provisional